UGUGCUCCUCCGCCUGCCUCGCCCAUAUCUCAGUUCCCCCCCAUUUCGGACUUCAGGAGGGCUUUGGACAGCAGUUCCGAAGCCAACACCAAGGAUGACAAGACCGAGGAGGACUUGCCCAAGCUCAAACACUACCUGUGGCUCAGCAUCAUCUCGUGUUUUUGUCCGGCGUACCCCAUCAACAUCGUGGCUUUCGUCUUCUCCAUCAUGUCUCUAAACAGCUACGACAACGGGGACAUCAAAGGAUCCACGAGGCUUGGGCAGAACGCCAAGUGGGUGGCCAUCGCCUCCAUCAUUAUUGGCCUUCUCAUCAUCAGCAUUUCAUGCACAGUUCACUUCACAAGGAAAGCUUGA
This is a messenger RNA of Choloepus didactylus (southern two-toed sloth), 354 nucleotides long. Its product is annotated as transmembrane protein 233-like. The transcript has a single exon. The record is from RefSeq and is a predicted model, not a curated record. Lineage: Eukaryota; Metazoa; Chordata; Mammalia; Pilosa; Megalonychidae. Gene Ontology annotation, cellular component: membrane. The annotation marks the transcript as partial.